UGCGACACUGCGGAUUAGAGCCUUGGGUUGGUUUGGAGGAGAGUGUGGCCAGGAAUUAAAAAGGGAAAAGGGAAGCAAGAAGAAAAGCAGACAUGAACUAGGGAGAGAAGGUAAAUACUGCAAGUAUUAGAAAUGCGAAAGGAAACUCCUCCUGAGUAUCUGUCUGACAGCCAGAAGAGUCGGGACAAGCUGUUCCCCAGCGCCAGGAUCUUGGCAUAGUUUUUGAGACCAUAACUCCAAAGUCCAAUUCCUGAAAGAUUUCCCGAAAGAAAGGAAGAGCUGCUUUUUCCAGAUGUGGUACCUUAUCUUCUUCUGUCUUCCUGCCUGGGCUGAUGCAGCCUCCAUGUAUGGUGAGAUCUUGUCACCCAAUUAUCCUCAGGUGUAUCCCAAUGAUGUGCAGGAAUCUUGGGAUAUCCAGGUCCCUUCAGGAUUUGGCAUUCGCCUUUAUUUCACACAUAUGGAUCUUGAACCAUCACAGAACUGCGAAUAUGACUUUGUGAAGGUCCUGUCUGGUGGCCAGCUUGAAGGUGUGCUUUGUGGGCAGAAGAAACCUCGUGCACCCGGCUCCUCGAUUGUGGAGGAAUUUUAUACCCCUUAUAACACGCUCACUAUGAGCUUCCAGUCAGACUUUUCCAAUGAGGAGCGUUUCACUGGUUUCGCAGCCUACUAUGUUGCAGUGGACUUGGAUGAGUGCACAGAUUUUGUGGAGGAACCUUGCAGUCAUUACUGUAAUAAUUAUAUUGGAGGUUACUUCUGUACUUGUCCACCAGACUAUUUCCUCUAUGAGGAUAAGAAAACAUGUGGAGUGAACUGCAGUGGAAAUGUCUUCACUGAGCUAUCAGGGGAGAUUGCCAGUCCCAACUAUCCCAACCAGUACCCAGAGAACUCACGGUGUGAGUACCAGGUGGCUCUGAGGCCAGGGUACUUUGUGGCAUUGACCAUACGCAGCGGGGACUUUGAUGUGGAGCCAGCUGACUCAGAAGGGACUUGCCAUGACAGCUUAACGCUUGUCUCUGGAAAGCAGCUUUUUGGUCCCUAUUGUGGCAGCAAAUUCCCAGGCCCUCCUGAAAUCAAAACUAGGAACAACAUUCUUGACAUAACCUUCCAGUCAGACCACGCAGUACAGCACAAAGGCUGGAAAAUACGCUACUAUGCGGAUCCUGUAAGCUGUCCCCAGAGUGUCAUCCCCAACUCCAUUCUUGACCCAAAGAAGGACAGAUAUAUCUUCAAGGACAAUGUGAAGGUGACCUGUGUAGAAGGCUAUGAAAUUGUGAGGAAAAGAGACAGCAUCAAGACUUUUCACUCAAGCUGUCAGGACAAUGGGGAAUGGAGCAACUCCCAUUUCAGCUGUGUUCCUGUAAACUGUGGUGAUCCCACUCCUAUUGAUAAUGCCCAAGCUGUAUACAUCUCUGAACUUCAUGAGCCUCUAUACGAAGCUGCUUUCCGCUAUCAGUGUGAUGCACCUUACUAUACACUAAAAAUCCAAGGGGAUGGGGUGUAUCAGUGCUCAGCCAGCGGAGAAUGGGUAAACAAAGAGAUGGGAUCGAAGCUACCAAAAUGUGUCCCAGUCUGUGGGGUGCCCAGUAAUCCCAUUGAAGAGAAAGCAAGGAUUUUUGGAGGCACUCUUGCAGAAAAGGGCAACUUUCCCUGGCAGGUGUAUUUUCAUUACCCAAGAGGAGGUGGCGUGCUCAUCUCUGAGAGAUGGGUAAUGACUGCAGCUCAUGUGCUGGACGGUUAUGACAAGCCCACCAUGUAUGCUGGGGUAAUAAAUGUUGGUGGAGAAUCUCUGUACCGGGAGGCCAAGCAACUGAUCGCAGAGGCUUCAUUCAUCCAUCCUGAUUGGAAGAAGCAGCCCUUAGAACACAGGACUGAUUUUGAUAAUGAUAUUGCUCUGCUGAAGCUGAGGGAUCCUGUGAAGAUGGGCCCAAACAUCUCACCCCUCUGUCUUCCUGGUAAAUCACCUGAGUAUGAGCUGCAAGAAGGGACUCUGGGCUACAUUGCUGGCUGGGGUCAAAGAGAAAGAGGAAGACUGCCCGUUUAUCUUUGGAAGGCCCAGAUUCCUGUGGUGGACAUGGAUAAGUGCCGAUCUGUGAAACCAGAGGGCUCUGCUGAUUCCAGUGCGUACCGAUUCACUGACAAUAUGAUCUGUGCUGGUGGUGACAAGGACAGCUGUAAGGGGGAUAGCGGUGGAGCCUAUGCUAUCCAAGAUCCUCUUAAUGACACACAGUACUAUGUGGCCGGGCUGAUCUCCUGGGGACCAAGAUGUGGUACCUUUGGUCUCUACACCAAGGUAGUGCGUUAUUUGGACUGGAUUACAGAGACCAUGAGCAAGCAUGAGGAUACAGACACCUGGCAGGAUUAGCUCUCUCCUUUCAGCACAGUCACCAUUUCUAAACAUGAUGAUGUUCAGGCUGGCUGUCUCUCCAUAUGUGACAAGCCUACUCAUUGUAUGUGCUGAGUGGUCAGGGAUAUGUAUCUCUUUUUCCCACUGUCAUUGUGCCUGGGAAGGGAAACACUUUUUGUUCCACUCACAGCAGUGUAAGAGGAAGAUGCUAUUUGAAGCAAAAAGGCUCCUUCUGCUUACUCUCAUUCUUUUCUGUGCCAUUUUGUCACACUUGGAGAAUAUGUAUCCAUUAUCGCCACCUGACAUGAAGAUUUCAGUGAAGACAAGAGAGAAUAACUGUUGCUUCCCAGAGUAGGUUCAGAGCCUGAUUUCUGAUUUAUGUAUUUCCUGUAUUGUUCAGAAUAGUUAACAGCAUUAAAGAAUGUCCAAACUGCCUUACAUGCAAUGUUCUAUUAUGUGUGUAUUACCCUUGUUCUCAGACUAGACCUGAUUCUCCUUGAAACUCCCUAAAUCGUGUCUAGUCACAUUUUGACGCAUUAUGCAGCCAGCUUUUGUCAAGCUGUAACUUGUGCUACCUCAUCUCUUUACCCAAGAGUCUCUAUGAAGUUCUUUUGAGAUGGUUGCUUCUCGCUGACCAACCAUUACCAUCAAUGAGGGCUUCAGACUUCUCGAUCAAGCUGAGCAGAUGAGACAUCUUCAAAAUCCUUUC
Messenger RNA from Melopsittacus undulatus (budgerigar), 3053 nucleotides. RefSeq names its product complement C1s (gene C1S). Bases 293 to 2362 code for a protein of 689 amino acids. Gene Ontology annotation, cellular component: extracellular region. Lineage: Eukaryota; Metazoa; Chordata; Aves; Psittaciformes; Psittaculidae. Gene Ontology annotation, biological process: complement activation; proteolysis. The record is from RefSeq and is a predicted model, not a curated record. Gene Ontology annotation, molecular function: serine-type endopeptidase activity; calcium ion binding. The transcript is spliced from 12 exons.